This is a messenger RNA of Bombus pascuorum, 508 nucleotides long. Its product is annotated as coiled-coil domain-containing protein 12. Gene Ontology annotation, cellular component: post-mRNA release spliceosomal complex; U2-type spliceosomal complex. The record is from RefSeq and is a predicted model, not a curated record. Bases 30 to 491 code for a protein of 153 amino acids. The transcript has 3 exons. Lineage: Eukaryota; Metazoa; Arthropoda; Insecta; Hymenoptera; Apidae.
UGGUUGUGAUAAAACGUGACAAAACAAAUAUGGCGGAAGACAAAAUUGGUUCAUUGGAAGAGGAAGCUUUGAAACGAAAAGAGCGCUUGCAGGCUUUGAAAAAGAAAACCGAGGAUAACAAAGAAAACCAAAAUGAUAGUGUUAGUACGUUACCAAAACCGAAAUUUCGGAGUUAUAAACCACAGGAUGACAGUCUCAAGGACAAAGUAUUAGAAGAUGCACAGCCAGGUAAUGUUGAAGAGGAAGUGCAAGAUCAAUUAAGCGCUGCAGUUACAAAAGUUGUCAUUGAGGAGCUUGAUAUUAGCAAUCUUGCUCCUAGGAAACCAGAUUGGGAUUUGAAGCGGGAUGUUGCAAAGAAAUUAGAAAAACUGGAAAGGAGGACUCAGAAAGCAAUAGCUGAGCUUAUAAGAGAUCGUCUUAAGCAGGAGCAGCAUGAUUGGGCUGCUGUGGUAAAUGUGGCAACCAACGAUCAGACAAAGAACCUUCCUUAAGAAGUUUUAAAUCGUUU